This is a messenger RNA of Pygocentrus nattereri (red-bellied piranha), 7064 nucleotides long. RefSeq names its product kinetochore associated 1 (gene kntc1). Gene Ontology annotation, cellular component: cytoplasm; kinetochore microtubule; RZZ complex. Bases 293 to 6985 code for a protein of 2230 amino acids. The transcript has 61 exons. Gene Ontology annotation, biological process: mitotic sister chromatid segregation; mitotic spindle assembly checkpoint signaling; protein localization to kinetochore involved in kinetochore assembly. NCBI's taxonomy places the organism in Eukaryota, Metazoa, Chordata, Actinopteri, Characiformes, Serrasalmidae. The record is from RefSeq and is a predicted model, not a curated record. Gene Ontology annotation, molecular function: small GTPase binding.
AUGGCGCCAAAUGCAAGUAAAAAAUGGACUCUGCAGGAGCUGCGAUAAAAGCUACACUCAUACUGCCACAUAUUUUCCACAUAUAAAACGAGUCCCCCGUCUUUAUUUCGCUUUUUAGCUGCUUUGUAAGAGCGCGAAAGUUAAAGUUAGCAUACAUGUUUUUGUGUUAACGUAUAAUUUUACCGGCGCCCUUUUUCGAACAGAAGUAUCACUGAAGACUGACCUCUUGGACGCUUCGCUAGAAAACUCACAUUUUCUUGGAUUUUACGAGGGUCGUUGUCUCUCUUGAAGGAUGUGGAACAACGUUGAACUUUUAAUAAAUGAGGAUACAAACACGGUCCGUCUGUCCAGUGACUCGGAGCACGGCAGCGCCCUGUAUCAAGUGGACACUCUUGUGAGAAUUUCACCUUCUGAAAAGGUACCAUCUAACCCCAGGAUCUACGCAUCAAAUAACCAGAACUGCUGCCUUGUUGUUGCAGAUGCCACUGUGGUCCUAUUUGACCCUAGUUUCCAAACUGUACUUGCUCAUCUGUAUUUUGAUACUUCAGUGGAUGCUGUGAGUGUUUGCCCUCAGGGACAUUUUUUGUUCGUCGCAGAGAGGAAUGGCAACCUUCACAUAAUAUAUGUGCCACUGAAGAAGACCAUUUUGACCAAAGCUCUGCAGCAGCAGCACUCAUCAAAUGGACAUGAGACAACCUACAAGAGCUUAAUCCUGCAUGAAGCACUACACUCUCCAGGACUGUACCAUCUCUUUGUUAUUGUGUGUGAUGGAUUCUUGCAUGUAUCUAAUCUUGCUUUGGAGAAGACCCAGAAAGCUAUUGAAAACAUGGACCUAGGUGCCUUAAAUGAGAUCCAAGGCCAAAUUUGUCUGGACUUCUGCUCCACUAAAGAGAUCUGCAGAGACGGCUGCAUCUCAGCAACACUGGCCUGCUUUGGCAACGAAGUCCACCUUAUGAUUGGAGCUAACGGUGAAAAUAUUGUUUCCCAUUGGUGCAUGGGCCCUGAUGAGAGGAAAAUGUCUCUUGUCAAUGUUCUGGAUUCAACCUUAAUGCCUGGUGUAAAAAAGAUUCAGGUGGUGGACAAUUUGAUGUAUAUGUUGAAUAAAGAGGGCACGCUGAGUCUGUGGGACAGCCAUUCACUUGUCAUGUUGUGCUGUUGGCCUGAUCUAUAUAUUCUUGAUUUUAUGCUUCUUUCAGAAGGGGACUCAGCAUCCAUUGGAAUACAAGAGGGCACCAGCAUGAAGAUCAUGAACUUGACUUCAGUUGAGGGAAAGCCUCAUCUUCAGAAACUCUUGGUUCAGUCCCUUCCCACUAUGGAUGUUCUCUACUGUCUCGAGGUGUCCGCAGUGUCAUCAUUGGUACAGAAAACCAUUAGCAUGGAUGUCAUCUAUUUGUUGGAGGGCAUUACUGAUAAUUCCAAGAGCAGUCCUGAGGAAUCGACCUUUGAUUUAGUCCUGAGAUGCUUAACAGAGGCUUUGCCAGAGAACAGGUUAAACAGGCUUCUGUACAAACACAAGUUUGAAGAAGCAGAGAAGUUUGCACUAGCCUUUGAGCUUGAUGUUGAGCUGGUGUAUAAAGUGAAGUUGGACUUUGUGCUGGAGAAGCUAGCCUCAGUGGCAAUCAAAGCACAAGACCAGGAUGUGUGGGCUGGCCUUGUUGAGGAGGCCAAGAUAAACCUGAUGAAAAUUAUGGAUGAGCAGUAUGUGGUCCAAUACUGCCUCAAUGCUUUCUGGCCUACACUUAGUACAGCGGAAGAGAUGUUGAACUAUGCUGCAAACCGCUUUCCGUCAUCGCAAAUUCAAUCAGCUCUGGCUAAACUAGCCACCUUUUGCAACCUUUAUGGUUCAGACAACUUCAAUGGUGUUUCCUGGAUCGAGUUCCUGAACAGUACAGAUUACCUAAAAAUUAUACUCCGAUUUCUGCGGGAGGGAAAUCUCAGCAGGGCACAAUACCUGUGGCUUCGACAUGAGUGUGAGUUUGCUAGUAAAUUUGAUGAGAGAUCAUUGAAUGCUCUGUUGAACUCCAUCUCGCCAGACAUCCCCUCGCAGGACCUCAGCAUCUGGUUGAAGGGUGUGGUGGUGCCCUUCAUGUGGAAGGUCUUGCCGAAAGGACAGAGAAUCCUGGCCAAAUGGUUGGAGGUGCGUGCAAGAGAUCUUGAACUAACAGAAAAGAAUUGCUGGCCUCAAAAUGGACUGGUGCUUGCUGAGCUUGGUCUGCCGUCCUUUUGGAUGUCCAUUAAUCUGACUGAAGACUAUAGAACAGAGGAAGUGGAGCAUCUUAAGGUGCUGGUAACCAAUUUACGACAACUGUGUGACCUCUACGCUAAAUACAACUGCCGGCUCUCGCUCUCUGACUUUGAGAUGGGAAGUACACGCAGUAUGGCGUUUCUAAUGCUGGAUAAAGUGCUCGCUCCAGAACUGAUUCCUGGAGUAAUUGAGAGCAGUGUUAGACCUUACGCUCUUGAGCACAGACUUGACCUUGAUCAAAUUCUGUUGGACUACAUCAAGGACUUGCUGGAUUGCUGCAGUUCUCAGAUCACUUCUUUGUUUACCGAGUGGGAGGCUAAAGCAGUUGCUGUGCUUCACUGCAUGACCGACACUAAUCUGGUGAUGGAUGCUCUGCUUGAGUUAAUGUACAAGGCGGUGGUUCCCUGGAGUGACACUAUUGAGAAACUAGUUCAGCAGCAUCUAGAAAAGGAGCACCCCAAACAGGAACUUUUAAAAGAGAGCUAUCGUUUGAUGGAGAUGAAAAAACUUCUGCGAUGUUAUGGGAUUCGUAACUUAACACUCUCUAACUCGAGAGAGACCAUGAUGCUAGUGAGACACAUUCUAAAGCAGGACUUGCCCACCUCUCUGGAGGACUCUCUGAAGCUGGCUGAAGCCUAUAAGCUCAGCUCAUCACACAUCUACUAUAUCCACUGCAUUCAGCUUUUGGAGCAUAACAAGAGAGAGAAGUGUAUAGCACAGCUGAAAAAGUUGCCACCUGCCGAAACAGAACUUGUAAUUGAGCGGCUCACCAGUUGGGCAAGACUUCAACUGCAAAUUAAGGAACACAUUUGUGAGGAGCUUAAAAAACUGCGGAUGCAAGUUGCCCAGAUGCUGGUGGAAGCACUGAAGUACCUGCAGAGCAUUCAAAAGGAUGAUGCCUUAAAGAGGAUGGAGUGCGAGAACAAUUUGAAAAUGUUCACAGCCAUUGCUCACUUGCAGGAGGACUUUGACAUCAUCUUGACCCCUGAGGAAUAUGAUGACCCAGCAGUGAGACAACAGUUCAACCAACAGCUCAUCACUGCAUAUGAGAACACAAGAGCUUGGAGGCACUCAGGGAAAAAGCACCCUGACAAAGUUAAUAUCAUUAAACCAGACAGCAAAGCCAAAGCAGCAGUGGCAAAUGACCCAGAUGGUAAAACCAAGACCCUGUCCACUGAGGCUGGACUGCACCGACUGGCCAGACAUCUUCAGCGGACUGAGCAGGAGCUGUGGGCAGACCUGGCAGUCAGAGCUUUAGACGCUGGUAAUGUGGAGAAGGCCCUUAAAAUCCUCAGUGAGCUCUACCAGCAUCAUCCCAACUCCAGCACAGGCAGAGUUCUCUUUAGCACGGCUCAGCGCCUCUGCCAGAUGCUGGAGGAUAACGUCCCGAUGGUGUUGCCUGAAAGAGUUAACCUUCCGGCGCUCAUUCACAAGCUUGCCUGUCAGGCCGUCACUAUCUGCCACACAGAUCUGCUGCUGGACUGUGUGGAACUGUGUAAGGGCACGCGAGGAGCCGCUGAUGUGUACCGCCAGUGUCAGAUUGAUGACUGUGGCUUUGUUGCAAAGGAUGCUGUACUGAAUGGUGAGGAUGAUUCCUACGCUGAGUCCACUGUUCAGGAUGUCUUUAAUGAGGAUGGAAUAGUACUGGAUCCAGUCUCUGUGCUUCCAGUGCAGUAUAAGAUUACCACCAGUCUUCUGCCACUCUCAGAAUCAACUUUUCAUUCCCUGGGUUGCUCUUGCUUGUCAUAUUGUGCUCUCCAGGAAGGGACUGAUUUUGUUCGUCCUCUGCUGGGCCCCAUGGCCACUAUGCUUCAGAGUUUGCAGGAGUGCAGUCAACUAGAGCUGGCCUUUAGGCUCUUGCUAGAGUCUUAUGGCAGCAUUUUACAGCACUUUGUCUCCAACAACAUGGACCUCGCUUUGAGCAUGAAGCUUCAUGGUAACAGUCGUUUAGUCAGAGACAAACAGACUCUUGAUGCAAUAGAGAAGACGGCUCUGUCUUCUAUCAAAGUGGUUGUAGUGUCCUUGUUGCAUAAGGUUUUAAACUGGAGGGUGGUUGACUGUGAUUUGGCCAUUGGACUUUGCACUAUCUUGUGUAAAUCUGAGGUGCUUAAUGCUCUGUGGAAGAUAAUUACCAGUGCUUGGCAAAACUACUCCAAGAUCAUGGCUGUUGCUAUGGUUGGUGCCCAUUUCAGCUCACUGUAUGAUGACGAAGAAGAGAAGCAAAAGUUCUUGUCAGUUAUCACAGAUGCAGAAUGGGGAAUUAAACUUGGAAAACUUGGGGUUUCCAUUCAGCCUGUAUUUAGACAGUGCUCUGAGACUAAGAGGAAUCUGAUUCCUAUCCUUGUGAAGAACAGAAAAAUCACAGCUGAGAUAUUACAGGAAUACUGCAAUACAUAUGGGCUGGACAGUGACUCUGCAGUCAGUCUGUUCAUCACCACCCUGCUACUGCAGGAGGAAGGAGAGUAUAAGCGUGGUGAGCUGGAAGGUGGUGACCCUGUAUUGGCACCAGGGGAUGAGGACGCACCACUGGGACAUGAGGACAUAUUGGAACGUGCUUUAAGGAUUGUUCCUCAGCUGAGCUCCACCAGAGACCUAGUCAUCAGUCUACACACAGCACUGAGCAAGCUGAAUCCAUACAACUAUGAGAGGAUUGAGAGAGUGCUGAAAACCAUUCAGACUGCUGACGAAAGCACCACUGUUUUACCCCUCAGUCAGAUGAUGGGAUUGGUUCAGCACCUGAAGUCCCACAUACGUAUUUCUCCGCCAACUGACCUGGAGAACACUUAUCUCUUGGAGAACUCUCUGGAAGGCACACCUCUUGCCAACACUCGCUUGCCAUUUCAUCUUCUUCUUCAGACAAAUCAUUACUUCUGGAAGAUUAUCUCUCCUGAAAUGAAUGAAGAGACCUUGCCCACACUACUCCUCAUAUCCAAACUCAUGAAGGUCAGCCUGGAUAAGCUGUACGCCUUGGCAGUGAAUCAUGUUGUUAAGCAUGAUCUGAUGCCCUUACUGCUGGAUCAGGCUAAACGCACACAGGCUCACAGCUCCAAGAGAGACACUGCUACUGUAAUGCAGAAUAUAUUUAAAUAUGCCCUCUGCAUUCAAAACCUGGAACUGGCUGCAGCUACUAUCCACAAAAUCGCCCAGGAUUUGCCACUAGGUGCAGAGAAAACCAUGCUUUUGAAAUUUAGCCUGGAACUUGUGCAGAAAUUGCUCAAGUCUGAUACACUAGAGGAGGGGUUACGGACACGGGGGGAGAUGCUCACCUCUAAACUGCAGUCGCAGUACCAGCGUUCAGCCACAGAGAAUGCCCUCAUGUCUUUCCAGCUAGACUGCCCUGAGCUUCUCAAGCUCACAGGACUUCCUGGUCGCCUCAUUGUUGCUCUGUUUGAGCAUAGCUCAGUGGUGGAGAGCAUGAAAAGCCCUGCUGGACAGAUUUACCCUGAUAUUCACACAGUGGCUAAAGAGAUUGCAUCCAUCAAUGGUGUUGACCUCCUGAAGAUCAGAAAUAUUCUCUUGGAGAAGUGGCUUUGUAAAACUGAGCAGUCAAAUGGCAAGGAUGUACAGCCCCAGGACCAUGUCACUGAUAUAACUGAUGACCCUGAUCUCAUGAGAGUGGUGUACUUACUGCAAAUGCAUCCUAUGGAUAUAAGUGCCCGUUUGCUCAGUCCCAUCCUGACUGCAGAGACAUGGCCGCUGGGUGGAUCAGGUCUCAGACUGACCUUUGAGCAUCGCAGUCGUGUCUUGUUGUGUCUCAUUCGUAUUGCAGACUCAGCAACACUAGAGGCUCUGUCCCACACACCUAAGGAUAAAGUCAAGUACUACCUGAAGUGCUAUGUGUACCUCUCUCAACUAGAGACUCUCAACAUUCCAUAUAACCUGGAAAUGUUUCUCAUCAGCCCUAAAGAGGGCAUGAUUAAAGGUUUAUGGAAGAACCACAGCAAUGAGCCUCAGGCUGUGCGUCUAGUGGCAGAUCUCUGUUUGGAGUAUGAGGUGUUUGAUCUGCAGUUAUGGAGUGGCAUCCUGCAGAAGCUUCUGGUGUUUAAUAUGACAAGCUACCUGCAGAACAUUCUGGAAACUCUCAGAGCAGUGCCCAGUCUUUUAGAGGUACCGAGCUUCUUCAGAACCUGGCGCAGUGUGAUCCUUGCUCCCUUCAUGACAGCCUCUCUUCCUCUCAGCCCCCAUCAACAGACUACUUUCUACAAGACAUUUGUACUUCUACUGAAAUGCCCAUUUCUGUUGAAUCUCGACCUGAUUGGCAUUGCCAAGCGUUUUGCCCAGUUCAGCCUGAUGGCCUACUCUCUUGGGACCCUCUUACUUAUCCCCUGUUCCAAAAAGAGGGAGAAGCAAAUCCAGAGCUUCCUUUUGUCCUGUAACCCUGCGGUCAUUUUGGAUCAGCUGGAGGAGAGUAUGAACACGGGAGAGCUGGCUGGCAUUCCAUCUCAGAUCAGAGAUGCAGUGUUGACGUUCCUCUUCCAAAGUGGCCACUACCAGACACUGAUGAAGACCGAACACUUUCAGGCCCUCAUGAAGCAUUUUGUCUUAAAGGGUCUUUCUGAGCAAGUUAAUGAGCUGGUUAAGUACCUUGUGAACCACAACAGGAAAGAAGAGGCAGUUGCUCUUGCUCAGGAAUAUCUGAGAUGUAAAGAGCUGAAAGGAGGGACAAAAACUUCAGCAAAGGCUGCUUGUUCUGACCCCAUCAAGGAGUUCUUGGCACAAACAAUGGAAUCGAGAGGCUGACUCCAACACCAACAGAAAAGAUAAAAACCUGUUUAUUGCAUUUUUUCUAUAUCUGCUAAUAAAUGUAUUUUAUACUGCU